AUGCCAAGCAAGAAGCGUCCUUCGUCGGGAACGUCGAAGGAUGUUACAGCGCGGAGCAGUAACAAAUUGGCCCCCGUGAAUGCCGGCGACUCCGCCAACCCGACUUCGAAUAAGGACGCUGGUUCGACAGCCGAAGCCACUGAUCCCUUCAGCGACAUGAUGGAUCUAGACUUCGAUGCUUUCAUUGACGGAUAUGACGGCGCGGCGGCGUCCAUGGCUUCGCUCUCAUCUCCAAGUACAGGGCUGCAUAGUAAAACGCCUUUCAAGACUCCAGGCCCCAGCCGAAUGGGCACCGUCCCAACCGAAUCCCCAUCGACACAGCAAAACGGUGCCAGCCAGGACGACAGUGCCUCCAGUCACUUUGUCAGCAUGCUCAAUUCGAUCAAUGAAGCAUUCAAAGCGGAAGAUAGUCAACUGGAACGAGUCACCCAGGUCAUCUCCAACACGGAAAAGCCUAGACUUGAGGGGGGUGACAGUACACCUGCGGAUCCACCGGUGGCAGCUCAAUCGCCAGAAAAACAUGCAGAGCCUAUGAAAUCUGACCACGUUCAAGAUUCUCCUCCGCCAGCCAAGCCGUCUCCCACAAACCAGACGGGAAGCAUCACGGCUACGAAGACACCCACUAAUUCGGUUGAGCAAGGAGAGCCGGAGAUAAAUACCUCUCGGAAACGGACAGCGACUCGUAAACCUACGCCAGUGCCGGGAAAAGCCGCCAGACACGCCCCAAAGGCUCCGGAUGGAAAGCCCACGGUAAGACGGGACUUGUUGUCGAGAAUGUUAUCCGGCCUCAGCGACGCGAGCGGCCUCGAUUGGGCGGAUCCCUUGAUUGGCGGCAAGUCAAGUCGUGACGCCCCAAAGAAUGCCUCUCCAUCGUCGAUAGACUCACCAACUUCGAUUGAGAGCAGCGCAUCUGAAGCAAAGGGUGAGUCGACUGCCGAAACAACGACAUCCCCCCCGGAAGUCGUUCAAGCCCCACCGCCCGUCACAGUCGUUGGUGCCGUUUCCAAGGGUGAACCAACCGCCACUGGACCCACAGGUGAGAAGAGCACAUCGUCGAAAAAGGCCCCAAAGAAAGUCUCACCCAUCAUUCGAUUUGGGCCAAACGGUCCUAUUCAACCUUCGUCUUCAUCGUCGCGGACGAAGGUGCAGGAUUCCAAAACGCAAGUGUCUAAGUCACGGCCUUCGACGAACAAGCGCCUGCGCAACGUAAGCGAGGGAAUGAAGCGAUCAUCGAAGCGACCUGCUGCGGCUAAGGACAAUCGAGUUUCGAAGCGGGCGAAUGCGGCCAACAUCAAGCGCAUUUCUGUUCCGGAUAUCGAAGAUGAGUUGACAUCGCAACUUCAUGAGACUCGUUGCGAAUUGGCAUUGAUCACAAAGGAAACACGACAGGCGGGGGGUCGGACUCGGGUCAGUGAGACUAGAAGUCCAUUACUUAUUGACCUCACGAGAGAAGACACCCCCAAAAAGACGAUAGAAGCUAACAAAUUGUCCGAUGGGGUUGGCGUGGUAGACAUUCCAGACAAUUCCGAGCCGUCGCCUCCAUACGAAUCGACAGUUGCCCAGCCGCCAGUAAACCUGAAGCCUGUCUUCGAGGCCCAGCGCAGGGAUGCCACGGUUAAGGUGGACACAAUGAAGAAGAAGGAAAGUGACAGAUCACGAAAAGAGGAUGCCAUCUCAUCGCAAUGGAGCCGAAGCGAAAUCCUCUCCAGACUUGAUCGUCAAAAGAUCAGAGUGAACGAACCCAUCCGGACAGGUGCAUGUAGCAAGUCGCAAGAUGCCUUUGUCCUUCACACCCAGCGGCAACAUGAACCUACUCCGGCUCCCAAGGCAGAGGUAAUGUUGCGUCAACACAUCCUUACCAAGGUACCAAAGCCAAAAGCCGACAAACAGCAGAGCAACGCUGACGAAUCGAGCGAGACUGGUGGAUCUCGUGCAUCGGAGAUGGAGGAUGGCCAGCUCCCACAGCAAACCGACAAUAUAAGACAUAACCUUGAUGGCAUUCUUCACACCAUUACCCAGCGAACACUUGAAUUUAUCAAGGUCAAGGAAGAUGCCUUGAGCGACCUGGUUAAAGAGUAUCAGUCUAACGCGGAGGGUUUCAUUGAUAAAGUUUCAGUCCUCCACAAGAAGGAGAUGCUGGAACGAGCCAGGAUGGUGGGCGACAGACGCCAGGCCUUCGUCAAGGCGUACUCGGAGGCAUCGGACUACUGCGAUCGAUUCAGAGACAAAUUUGAAGCACACCUUAUCCCCGACGUCGGUGAUAGGGCCGCGAAACUUGCCAAGACGCUUGAAUUUGGCAAGGCGGUACACACUGAGCUGCAGAAUAAACUUAGGGACCUAGAGGGGAACAAGGAUAUGGGCAUGGCAGAUUGA
Molecule: messenger RNA, 2373 nt
Organism: Scedosporium apiospermum
Lineage: Eukaryota; Fungi; Ascomycota; Sordariomycetes; Microascales; Microascaceae
Exons: 3
Coding region: 1-2373 (790 amino acids)
Source: RefSeq, a predicted model, not a curated record